GAGCGACGCGCAGUCACGAUGACGCGCGCGCAGGCAAGCGACUCCCACUUCGCCGACGGCCGCUCGGACGGGAUCCGCGGACCGAAAUCGGACGAACGGACGCUGCGCGAGUGGUGCCGCGCCUCCCCGCCCCCGAGACCCCCCCUGCCCCCACUCCUGCUCUUCCUCCUCCUACUCCUCUCUCUCUUCCUACUCCUCCUCCACCUGAAGAACCGGCCGCCAACGCAGUCGCUCGUGUCGAACCCUCCCCGGUGCCGCCGAGUCACGUCACCGGGUACCGUCCGGCCAGCACCAAAGCAAGCAAGCGUUUGCCCGCCGCCCGCUAGGCGGCCGGCCGGCCGGCUCGCUCGCUCGCCCACUCCACUCGCGAAGCCGUCAAGCGGUUAGCAUGGCGCGGCUAGCGGUCCGAUCGCCCAAUUAGCCGCCUAGCUGGCCGGCUAACGGCUAGCUAGCGGCGUCGCGCCUGGCGGGCGCGGAGGAUGCUUUCGGCUGGAUGUGCCGAGGCUCCUCGCUCCCCCGGAACCGCCGCUCGACGGCCGCCGUCCAUGUAAAGCCACCCGAGCAGCCAAGCCCCGAAGCUCCCGCCCCACGACGCCCCCCACCAACCCACCCACCCCCCUCCGCCCCCCCUCAACAACACCGCCACUAUGCAGGCGGCCCAGCAGCAGUACGACUUCUUCAGCGACGACAACGCCGCCAAAUGGCGAGGCCUGCUGGUUCCGGCUCUGGACAAGGUGCUGAAGCAAGUGCACCCUAACCUGGUGUCCCAGCAGGAGGCGCUGCAAUACAUCGAAGAGCUGAUCCUGCUGCUGCUCAGCAUGCUGUGUCAGGCUCAGCCUCGCAGCGUGCAGGACGUGGAGGAGCGGGUCCAGAAGACUUUCCCCCACCCCAUCGACAAGUGGGCCAUCGCCGACGCCCAGGCCGCCAUCGAGAAGAGGAAGCGCAGGAACCCGCUGGCGCUGCCCGUCGACAAGAUCCACCCGCUGCUGAAGGAGGUGCUGGGCUACAAGGUGGACCACCAGGUGUCGCUCUACAUGGCGGCCGUGUUGGAGUACAUCUCGGCCGACAUCCUCAAGCUGGCGGGGAACUACGUGCGCAACAUCCGCCACUACGAGAUCUCGCGGCAGGACAUCGCCGUGGCCAUGUGCGCCGACAAGGUGCUGAUGGACAUGUUCCACCAGGACGAGGACGACGUGCCGCCGACGGACGAGGAGCCGUCGGCCGACGAGGAGCGCACUUACCACGAGCUGGUGCGCGGCUUCAUGGCCGACGGCCGCCACUUCCUGCGCCAGCUGGAGCUCCUCAUCAAGGUCUUCCGAGAGCCCUUCAGCGCCAACGCCAUGCUCUUCUCGCAGCACGACGUGGAGGGCAUCUUCAGCCGCGUGGCGGACGUCCACGAGGCCACGGCCAAGAUGCUGGGCCUGCUGGAGGACGCCGUGGAGAUGACGGAUGACGGCAGCCCCCACCCGCUGGUGGGCAGCUGCUUCGAGGACCUGGCCGAGGAGCUGGCCUUUGACCCCUACGAGACGUACGCUCAGGACGUGCUCCGCUCCGGCUUCCAGCAGCACUUCCUCAGCCAGGUCACCAAACCCGGCGCGGCCUUCCACCUGCAGUCCAUCUGCGAAGGCUUCAAGGAGGCGGUGCAGUACGUCUUGCCUCGACUGCUGCUCACGCCCGUCUACUACUGCCUGCACCUCUUUGACAUCAUCAAGCAACUGGAGGAGAAGAGCCAGGACGAGGAGGACAAGGAGUGCCUGAAGCAGGCCAUCACGGCUCUGCUCAACCUUCAGAGCAGCGUGGAGAGGAUUUGCUCCCGCGGCCUGGCCAAGCGCAGACUCAGUGGGUCGGCGUGCCGCCUGUCCGGCCGGCAGAUGAAGGGCAAACACUCGGCGGUCAAGAAGAUGAACGAGAUCCAGAAGAACAUCGACGGCUGGGAGGGCAAAGACAUCGGCCAGUGCUGCAACCACUUCAUCAUGGAGGGAACCCUGACCCGAGUGGGCGCCAAGCACGAGCGCCGCAUCUUCCUCUUCGACGGCCUCAUGAUCUGCUGCAAGUCCAACCACGGGCCGCCGCGCCUGCCCGGCGCCGGCUCGGCCGCCGAGUACCGCCUCAAGGAGAAGUUCUUCAUGCGCAAGGUCCGGAUCAACGACAAGGACGACAAGGAGGGCGAGUACCGGCACGCCUUCGAGAUCAUCCCGAAGGACGGCAACGGCGCGGUGUUUGCCGCCAAGUCGGCCGAGGAGAAGAACGGCUGGAUGGCGGCGCUGGUCUCGCUGCAGUACCGCAGCACGCUGGAGAGGAUGCUGGACGCCGCCGUGCUGCGGGAGGACGAGGACGAGCGCCUGCGCCUGCCGCCGCCCCGCCUCUACCGCUUCGCCCGGCCCGACUCCGAGGAGAACGUGGUCUUCGAGGACGGCGUCCAGUCCAAGUCGGGCAUCCCCGCCGUCAAGGCCGGCACCGUCCUCAAGCUCAUCGAGAGGCUCACUUUCCACAUGUAUGCCGAUCCCAAUUUUGUCCGAACAUUUCUGACGACCUACAGAUCUUUCUGCAAACCGCAGGAGCUGCUGGACCUGCUCAUGGAGAGGUUCGACAUUCCCGAGCCCAGGCCCGACGACGCCGAUCACCCGGACGGAGGAGAGCAGCCCCUCGGCGCGGAACUCAAGCGCUUCCGCAAAGAAUUUGUGCAGCCCGUGCAGCUCCGGGUUCUCAACGUGUGCCGCCACUGGGUGGAGCACCACUUUUAUGACUUUGAGAGGGACGAGGCUCUGCUGGGGCGGCUGGAGGACUUCAUCGCGUCGGUCAGAGGCAAGGCCAUGAGGAAGUGGGUGGAGUCCAUCACCAAGAUCAUCCGGCGCAAGAAACAGGCGGCGGUCAGCGGGCCCAGCCACAGCAUCACCUUCCAGAACUCUCCGCCGGCCGUGGAGUGGCACAUCUGCAAGCCGGGACACCCGGAGCAAUUUGACCUCAUGACCCUGCACCCCAUCGAGGUCGCCCGCCAGCUCACCCUGCUGGAAUCGGACCUGUACAGGGCGGUGCGGCCGUCGGAGCUGGUGGGCAGCGUCUGGACCAAAGAGGACAAAGAGAUCCACUCUCCCAACCUGCUGCGGAUGAUCCGGCACACCACCAACUUGACCCUCUGGUUUGAGAAGUGCAUCGUGGAGACGGAGAACCUGGAGGAGCGAGUGGCGGUGGUGUCGCGGAUCAUCGAGAUCCUUCAGGUCUUCCAGGAGCUCAACAACUUCAACGGAGUCCUGGCGGUGGUCAGCGCCAUGGACUCCUCGCCCGUCUACAGGCUGGACCACACUUUUGAGCAAAUUCCGAGUCGCCAGAGGAAGAUUCUCGAAGAAGCUCACAAGCUGAGCGAAGACCACUACAAGAAAUAUUUAGCCAAACUGCGCUCCAUCAACCCCCCCUGCAUCCCCUUCUUUGGCAUCUACCUGACCAACAUCCUGAAGACGGAGGAGGGCAAUCCGGACUUCCUGCUGCGCCGCGGCAAAGCCUUGAUCAACUUCAGCAAGCGCAGGAAAGUGGCGGAGAUCACGGGCGAGAUCCAGCAGUACCAGAACCAGCCGUACUGCCUGCGGGUGGAGAGCGACAUCAGGAAGUUCUUUGAGAGCCUCAACCCGACGGGGGAGCUGUGCGAGAACGACUUUGGCGAUCGGCUGUUCAACGGGUCCCUGCUCAUCGAGCCUCGCGGCGCCCGCACGCUGCCGCGAUUUGCCAAGAGGUACACGUGUCCCCUGAAGUCUCCGGGCAUUCGUCCCACGUCGGCGCGUCCCGGCGCCGCCUGCCACCCGACGCCGCUGCAGAACGAGCCGCGCAAGAUCAGCUACAGCCGGAUACCCGACGGCGAGGCCGACGCCGGCCCCGACGCCGCCGUCUCCGCCCCCGACUCGCCCUGCACGCCGCUGACUCCGCCCCCCGCCUCCGCCGACGGCGUCUUCGAUUCGCCGCGGGCGCCCGACAGCCCCGCCCACUCCGCCGGCGACGCCGUCUUCGGCCCGAUCUGGCCGCCUCGCAGCCCACGGUCGUCCUCGGCGUCGUCCGCGAUCUCCUUCGGCCGCCUCCCCGACGACGCCCCCCCGCCGCCGCCCGUGCCCCCUCGCAGAAGGCCCGGGUCCGCGCCGGCGGAGUCGUCCCCGUCCAAGAUGUCGCCCGAGCCGGACAGCCCGCCGGCCGUGCCCCCUCGCCGGCCCACCCGCGAGCUCCUCCCCCUCCGCUACCCGUCGUCGUCGUCGUCGUCCCCUCCCGACGGCCCCCCCGCGCCGCCGCCCCGGGAGCCGCUCGGCUCGCCCCUCCGCCUGCUGCCGCCCCCCCGGGGCCGCCGCGAGCCGCCGGCCCAGGCCUUCUUUCCCGCCACGUCCUGCCAGGGCCCCGCCCCCGCCUCGCCUUCCUCCGUCAGCCCCUCCCCGGUCUCCGGGAGGACGCCCCUCCCCUCCCCGCCGCUGCCGCCGGACGGCCCCCCGGUGCCUCCUCGCCGCGGCGUGCCGAAGCUGCCGCCCAAGACCUAUAAGAGGGACUCUCUGAGCCACGCCCCCCUGCUGGACACGCCCCCUGCACUGUGAGGCGGGGGGCGUGGCCCGGGAUUGUCAAGCUUCAGGUACCAGAACCAAAGAGGUACUCUCGCUUAACGUUAAGGUUCUUGUUUGGACUUCUUUGUCACAAGGGAAUAAAAGUUGUCUCGACGCCACAA
Molecule: messenger RNA, 4693 nt
Organism: Hippocampus zosterae (dwarf seahorse)
Lineage: Eukaryota; Metazoa; Chordata; Actinopteri; Syngnathiformes; Syngnathidae
Product: son of sevenless homolog 1-like
Exons: 24
Coding region: 648-4565 (1305 amino acids)
Biological process (GO): positive regulation of GTPase activity; Ras protein signal transduction
Cellular component (GO): plasma membrane
Molecular function (GO): guanyl-nucleotide exchange factor activity; protein heterodimerization activity
Source: RefSeq, a predicted model, not a curated record